Emericellopsis atlantica is the source of this 1849-nucleotide messenger RNA. RefSeq names its product G protein beta subunit. Lineage: Eukaryota; Fungi; Ascomycota; Sordariomycetes; Hypocreales; Bionectriaceae. Gene Ontology annotation, biological process: G protein-coupled receptor signaling pathway. The record is from RefSeq and is a predicted model, not a curated record. Gene Ontology annotation, molecular function: signaling receptor complex adaptor activity; protein binding. The coding region runs from base 273 to 1352 and encodes 359 amino acids. The transcript has 5 exons. Gene Ontology annotation, cellular component: heterotrimeric G-protein complex; cytoplasm.
CUUUGCCAAUUUCCAUUUCCCAUCGCCUGCCACCAACAGUCUGCGACGACGCAGACGAGCGACAGCGAGCCGCGAUCGACAAUUAAUCCCUCGACGACGCCGACACUCGAGCAGCUUCCUUUUCUUGCCUUCAACGACAGGCAUUGGCCGCUUCUCUCGACCGGCUUCCCGCCUCCCGUCAGCUGCUCGUCAGUGUGUCGCCGGCCGCAUUGUACUGAAGGACGCGUCCUGAAGUUGCUUCUGUCGUCGAUUCGCCUGAUCAAUUCGCCGCAAUGAAUUCUCAAGGCGCCAACGACGUGUCGCCCGAGGCGAUGCAGGCGCGCAUUCAGCAGGCGCGCCGCGAGGCUGAGACCCUCAAGGAUCGCAUCAAGAGGAAGAAGGACGAGCUCGCCGAUACUACUCUUCGCGCCGUUGCUCAACAAGCACACGAGCCUAUUCCCAAGAAUCAGCUCAUGAAGGCAAAGCGCACACUGAAGGGUCACCUGGCCAAGAUCUACGCUAUGCAUUGGUCAACCGACCGCAGACAUCUCGUAUCAGCUUCGCAAGACGGAAAGCUCAUCAUUUGGGACGCCUAUACCACCAACAAGGUCCAUGCCAUUCCCCUGCGCUCGUCGUGGGUCAUGACCUGCGCCUACGCACCGUCUGGGAACUUUGUCGCCUGUGGUGGCCUCGACAACAUCUGCUCCAUCUACAACCUGAACCAGCAACGUGACGGCCCUACACGUGUGGCUCGCGAACUAUCAGGGCACGCGGGAUACCUGUCUUGCUGCCGCUUCAUCAACGACCGGUCCAUUUUGACAUCAUCAGGCGACAUGACUUGCAUGAAAUGGGACAUUGAAACUGGACAGAAGGUGACAGAAUUCGCUGAUCACCUCGGCGACGUCAUGAGCAUCAGCCUCAAUCCCACUAACCAGAACACUUUCAUUUCGGGUGCUUGCGAUGCAUUUGCCAAGAUGUGGGACAUCCGCGCCGGCAAGGCUGUACAAACGUUCGCCGGCCAUGAAUCCGACAUCAACGCCAUCCAAUUUUUCCCCGACGGCCACUCGUUCGUCACAGGAUCCGACGAUGCCACCUGUCGGCUCUUCGAUAUCCGCGCCGAUCGCGAAUUGAACCUCUAUGGAUCCGAAUCCAUUCUCUGCGGUAUCACUUCCGUCGCUACCUCUGUUUCUGGUCGUUUGCUCUUCGCCGGUUACGACGAUUUCGAAUGCAAGGUGUGGGAUGUCACUCGCGGCGAGAAGGUUGGCUCGCUUGUUGGCCACGACAACCGCGUCAGCUGCCUCGGCGUCAGCAACGACGGCAUCAGCUUGUGCACAGGCUCUUGGGACUCAAUGCUUAAGAUUUGGGCAUACUAAUCUCUCCCGGCUACCACGAUGGACUUCUACAAGUUGCCUCAGCGCUGCUUGGCACGCUUUACACAACUUCACCAUCCGCCCUCGGAAAAGAUACCAGCCAACGGUCACGUGCUAUACACCGAAAGACACGCUUGAUUUUUGCCAUGCGAUCACUGGCGCACGCAGGACGAAUUGACGAAACCUACCCACCAUCCUCCCAGCCCGUCGAGACGAAACCCACGCCCACGCACAUUUACAUAGUACCAGCAACUUUCUUCUCUGUUUGCACAUCUCUUCUUUCUUCAACAUCGUGCGUCCAAUAUAGUCGGUAAACGAUUUCACCAUACCCCGGGCGGAGCGGUGCAGCAACGACUUGCUGGAGCGGAGGCAAUGUGGGAUUUAGCUGACGCGCGAUACCUCUUGUUGUUUUUCUCUGGAUUUUUUUUCCUUGCCUCUCCUGCUCUGCUCUGCCUCUGAAAGCCAGCUAGGCUUCUUCCAGCUCGGCUGAAAAGCUCUUC